Messenger RNA from Aphanomyces invadans, 760 nucleotides. RefSeq lists its product as hypothetical. The record is from RefSeq and is a predicted model, not a curated record. The transcript has 2 exons. The coding region runs from base 30 to 716 and encodes 228 amino acids. NCBI's taxonomy places the organism in Eukaryota, Oomycota, Saprolegniomycetes, Saprolegniales, Verrucalvaceae.
CACAUCUCAAGCGGGACUUACACAGCACCAUGGCGCACCAUGAACUUGCGGAUGCUGUGGUGUUGGGCUACCGUGAUCUGUCGGCGGCAGGGGUGCGACUUCUUCACCAUGUGACUAUUGACGGCAUGAAUGUAAUGGAGGAAUCGUUGGACAUCCAUGGACAGCCUCUUCUCAUUCGCAACUUUGUCGACGAAAGCACGAAUCGACCAAAGCUCUCGGUGCUCAUUGUGCCCGGGUCUGUCCCCGCGGAUCUUUGCACGUUGAUGUGCGCCGAGAUUGUGGACCUGCUCCAAGGAAGCAAGAACGUUCUUGUAUUGAGCUCUCUCAACCUCCCGAUGACUAGCGAACAAGAGCACAUCGUGUUCUGGAAGCAACUCCACACGACAACUCCACUUGCCCUCGCCGACUUGGACUUCGAACCCGUUCCUGCAAACAGUCGAUGGACGGUGAAAGAUCAGUUCCUGAGUACCCUGCUGCACUUUCUUCAUGUUGAAUACCUCCCCGUCACCCUCCUCGUCGUUCGCGGAUACAAGUAUUCGAAUUCCCCAGUCGACGGCACCACCGAGGUCCUUCUCAAACUGGGUCACGCUACCCCCGUCGUGAUGCAAGAGCUCGGCAUGGCGACCAAAGUCGCCGUUGACGUCCAAGCGGCUGCUGCUUUAGAUGUGGCGACCGCCACCGAUCAAUUCUCCACUCACUCGUUGCUGUACAAUUAAUGUUUUCGUUCGAGCCGAUAUUGAACAGCGUUUAUGUGAUGCCA